CUUCAUUUUUUGUCUGCGCUCGCCGUGUUUACAACAACCCAUUUCUCGGGAAUUUCACAAGCAAAACAGCCAUAUUUGCCUGCAGCAGUAUCAGCAACAUCAAAAAUCGCGAUAUUUUCGACGCAAUUUUUCGGUUUUUUUUGUGUUAUUUCGAUAAAUUGAUUGUACGACCUUCGUAACAGCGAGUGAUAAUAUUAAAUUGGAAUGUAAAAAGUGAUUGUUAAGUGUGGCCUUCCUAACAAGUUGGAGGUAGUGAAAAAUUUGUGAUAUCCCGUUGGGUAAGCGAAAAUCGAAUUUGACGUCAGAUUUCCAGUCUACCUGCGCUAGAGAUAAAAAAAUAUAUCCCGUUAGUGUAGCAAAAACAAAAUGAAUUCGUUUUUGCGGGGAUCCACCAACUACGUGUGGUGCACGACCAGCGUUCUUGGGAAAGGUGCCACCGGAGCAGUGUUCCAAGGAGUCAACAAGCACAAUGGCGAACCUGUGGCCGUGAAAACUUUCAACCAGCUGAGCCAUAUGAGACCUCACGACGUUCAGAUGCGAGAGUUUGAGGUACUUCGCAAGGUCAAGCAUAAUAAUAUCGUCAAGCUGUUGGACAUCGAAGAUGAUCAAGAGGGUCGUGGAAAGGUGAUUGUGAUGGAGUUGUGCACCGGAGGAAGUCUGUUCAAUAUUUUGGAUGAUCCGGAGAAUACCUACGGGUUGCCACAAAAGGAGUUUUUGUUGGUGCUGGAGCAUCUUUCUGCUGGAAUGAAACACUUGCGGGAUAACAAUCUGGUCCACAGAGAUUUGAAGCCAGGAAAUAUCAUGAAAUACAUCUCCGAGGAUGGACAAACCAUCUACAAAUUGACUGAUUUCGGAGCGGCACGAGAACUGGAGGAGAACCAACAGUUCGUUUCCCUGUAUGGAACAGAGGAAUAUCUCCACCCGGAUAUGUACGAACGUGCUGUUCUGCGGAGAUCAAUCAACCGCAGCUUCACAGCAAACGUGGACCUGUGGUCCAUUGGAGUUACCUUGUACCAUGUGGCCACCGGGAACCUUCCCUUCCGUCCCUACGGGGGACGUAAGAAUAAGGAGACCAUGCACCACAUUACGACGAAAAAAGCCCCGGGCGUCAUUGCCGGAACGCAAACCAGCGAGAACGGACCAAUCGAGUGGGCUCGCGAUCUUCCGCCCCAUUGCCAACUGAAAGCGGGUUUGAAGGCUCUCGUCACGCCUCUGUUGGCCGGUCUGCUGGAGGAAAAUCACAAGCGCAUGUGGUCGUUCGAUCGGUUCUUCUACGUGGUGCAGCACAUUCUGAGCAAGAAGGUGCUGCACGUUUUCUACACCAACCAGGCCACCUCGAUCGAGGUGUACAUGGACCCGGAUGAGAGCUUUUUCAAUCUGAAGGAGCACAUCCUGGAGCAGACUAAGGUUCCCCACAACGCGCAGCUGUUGCUCCUGGAGGCGGAAGAGUUUGAGCUGAGAGUGGGUGUUAACAGCAGCGCUCGCGGUUAUCCGACUACAACUACGGACAAUCCGGUGAUGUUGUUCAACAUCGAGAACAACAACGUUACGCUUCCCGGCGAGCUGGAUCUGCCCAAGUUCCCCUCGUUCCCGAGCGGUGUAUCGGUGGAGAACGAUGCCAGCCUGGCCAAGGUAGCGUGUAGCGUGGGGCACGAGUGCAAACGCCGAGUGGAGAAUUUCUCCCUGCUGGACACCCAGAUGAACAAGGCUGUGGAACAGUUUGCCGGACUGCUGAAGAACCAGCUGAUAAAGCUGUGCGAACGCGUGAAACACCAGGAAGACGUUGGUAGCUCAAUUUGGGAAAUUUCUGAUCUGGUUGAAAUUGCAGUUUCCAAUAACGAAACAUACCAGGAUAAAGCGUCCACUAUCCAUACCGAGAUGAGUUCCUUGAAGGCAACAUUCCAACGGGUGUCGGAUCCCGUCCAGCAACUGCAUAACCGCUUCGUCGUGGAAGAAUCGCUGAUCCGCGAGUGGAUUACUGCCUAUCGUGAUCUCCGAAGCCCCAACAAGAAUCGCGUUAACGAAAAGGCCAAAUAUCUAGUCGACCGGCUGCGAGAUUCCUGGCAGCACCUUCUACGUGAUCGCGCCACUCGAUCACUCACCCACAACGAUGAACAAUUUCAUGCACUGGAAAAAAUCAAAAUCACCGAAACGGGAAAGCGAGUCAAAACGCUGCUAAACGACGACGUGCGUCCGGCUGUGGAACUGGAAGCCGAAUGCUUGGCCGACUGGUACAAAAAGGCUCAAACGAUCUUCCUGCAGACGCAGUUCCUACUCAAAGAUGUCAGCUCUCACGAGGAAACCUUGUACAAUAUCCGGAUGCGGUUGGUCCAGAUCAAAGAGGACCUGAAGGAGGAUAUCAAAAACGACGGCGAGGUAUCUAAGAUUGCAAACGAGAGGACCGUCAACGAGCAAAACAUCGAGUGCAUGAAGAAAUCCAAAGAGAUGAUGUGCUAUUUGAGGACCAUGUGGAACUACAAUCGGGACAUCAAAAAGGUUCUAGUGCAAAACAGUGAGCUGGUUGAAAAAAUACACAAACUUGCCAUUAACGAUGAGCAGCCUAAAGAGGAGGUUAUUUCCAACUGAGUGUUUAUUAAUCCACGAUGAUUUGGCCUGUGGCCUACUGACUUGUUAGAUGUAUUAUUUUUCAACCCAGACGGGUUGCAUCCUAUUUUACUUUUGAACUAUGUACUUUUCGUGCAAAUGUGCUUAUAUUCAAUGUUCUGAUUCACUCUAUAUACAAUGUAUUAUAUAAAGUACCUUUAUUUUUCAA
Molecule: messenger RNA, 2773 nt
Organism: Aedes albopictus (Asian tiger mosquito)
Lineage: Eukaryota; Metazoa; Arthropoda; Insecta; Diptera; Culicidae
Gene: IKKepsilon
Product: serine/threonine-protein kinase TBK1
Exons: 5
Coding region: 367-2586 (739 amino acids)
Biological process (GO): peptidyl-serine phosphorylation
Cellular component (GO): cytoplasm
Molecular function (GO): protein serine/threonine kinase activity; ATP binding
Source: RefSeq, a predicted model, not a curated record